AAUUAGACACGGUGACGGAUGAAUGAUUAGAGUUUCUCCUUCCUAUAUAAACCCCCAUACCCCAACUCCACAUCACCUCUUACAUACAAUAAUCAAUCCAUCAAAAUCCUAAAAAAAAGGAACUUGAAAUCAUGGGUAACAGUAACAGCCUAAGUUGUUUGGCAUGCAUUCUUCCAUGCGGAGCUCUCGAUUUGAUCCGAAUAGUGCACUCAAACGGGUACGUCGAAGAAUUAACGGGUCGGGUCACCGCCGGCGACGUCCUCAAGAACUACCCGGAUCACGCCCUGUCUAAGCCCUGCGCCGGCGCCGCCUCCCGACGGGUCUCGCCCGAAUCCGAUCUCAAACGGGGCUCCAUUUACUUCUUGGUACCUUCUUCCUCCUUGCCGCCUGCUCAUCACAAAACUAAGCAAACGUACCACUCUUCUUCAAAGCACCGGACGCCGACCAAGGCGGAGAAGAAGAAGCCGUGUCUCCGCCGACGGAAGGUUACGGCGGGAGACUGGCACCCGCAUUUGGACAGCAUUUCUGAGGAUCUUUGACAUUUUUCCGGCAGCCUAUUAUUUUUUUAUUUUUUUCGGACACAAUUCCAUAUUUUUUGCAUGGGGUGAUUUCCUUCUUUUUUUUUUUUUUUUUUUUGUAGAGCAUCAAAUUGAAUCUGUGAAUACUCAAAAUUUCAAAUCUUUUUACUUUUUUUUCACUGUGGAUUUCUGCCUGCGUGUUAAAAUGGCAGAGAACGAGUUUAGAGUUUUGUAAUUUUUUUUUCCUACUAUACGGUUAGUGCAAAUGAAAUCAUUUAUAUUCAUUUC
Messenger RNA from Salvia miltiorrhiza (redroot sage), 806 nucleotides. RefSeq lists its product as uncharacterized. The record is from RefSeq and is a predicted model, not a curated record. The transcript has a single exon. Bases 132 to 539 code for a protein of 135 amino acids. NCBI's taxonomy places the organism in Eukaryota, Viridiplantae, Streptophyta, Magnoliopsida, Lamiales, Lamiaceae.